Molecule: messenger RNA, 840 nt
Organism: Chrysochloris asiatica (Cape golden mole)
Lineage: Eukaryota; Metazoa; Chordata; Mammalia; Afrosoricida; Chrysochloridae
Gene: LRRC10
Product: leucine rich repeat containing 10
Exons: 1
Coding region: 1-840 (279 amino acids)
Molecular function (GO): protein binding
Source: RefSeq, a predicted model, not a curated record
AUGGGAAACAUCAUCAGGGCCCUCGUGGCCUUCAUUCCUGCUGAUCGCUGCCAGAACUAUGUGGUCGGCGACCUCCGAGAGAUGCCGCUGGACAAGAUGGUGGAUCUGAGUGGGAACCAGCUGCGCCGCUUCCCCGGCCAUGUGUGCUCCUUCAGGGAGCUGGUCAAGCUCUACCUGAGUGACAAUCACCUCAACAGCCUGCCUCCGGAGCUGGGGCAGCUGCAGAAUCUGCAGAUCCUGGCCUUAGAUUUCAACAACUUCAAGACUCUACCCCAGGUGGUAUGUACCUUGAAGCAGCUCUGCAUCCUCUACCUGGGAAACAACAAACUCUGUGACCUCCCUAAUGAGUUAAGCUUGCUUCAGAACCUCCAGACUCUGUGGAUCGAGGCCAACUGCCUGACCCAGCUGCCAGAAGUAGUCUGUGAGCUGAGCCUCCUCAAGACGCUGCAUGCUGGCUCUAACGCUCUGCGGUUGCUGCCAGGCCAGCUACAGCGUCUCCAGGAGCUCAGGACCAUCUGGCUCUCAGGGAACCUGCUGACCGACUUCCCACCUGUGCUGCUUCACAUGCCCUUCCUGGAGGUGAUUGAUGUGGACCGGAACAACAUCCGGUACUUCCCCAGCCUGGCCCACCUAUCAAGUCUGAAGCUGGUUAUCUAUGAUCACAAUCCUUGCAGAAAUGCACCCAAGGUGGCUAAAGGUGUGCGCCGUGUGGGAAGGUGGGCAGAGGAGACACCAGAGCCUGAUCCUAGGAAAGCCAGACGCUAUGCACUGACAAAGGAGGAAAUUCAGGAACCACAGGCACCUGCCCUGCCUCCCCAACUUCCGCUUGCCAACUCCUGA